AUGGCUGAGUGGCAUCAGGGUAUAAAGGGACAAGCCAAGGAGCUCAGGCCACACAGCACAGCAUCAGACUUGUGCCCCAAACCCUCAGCAGCCAUGCUGCUGUUGGUGACAUUGGCUCUUCUAGCCAGUUCCACCUGCGGAGCCCAGAACAAUAAGUAUUUCUACAUUCGUGGUGAAGAUCAGGGGGAGCUCAGAGGUGUCCGGGUCUUCUUAGGUCAUAUGUCUGCCAUCAAUGGCAUUCAGCUGCUGAUUGGUGAGGAGUGGAGUUUAGUCUAUGGAUCUCCAACACGAAAAGAGCAGACGUUCCUGCUGAAGAACGGUGAGCACGUGAUUGCAGCGGAGACUAAUAACGGCCUCUGUAUCCGGUACCUGGGGCUGUGGACCAAUUACAGACGUAGGGCCACUUUGGGUAUGAGGAAAGGCUUUUUCCUCAGAGACCCUGGGCAUCCCGGCAAGCAUCUACUAACUAUGGAUGGCAAGUACCUUCCUGGUUACUGUAUCACUGAGCUGGGCUUCAAGUGGGGACAUGGUCCAGAGGAUCUAACCUCGGAGACGCCAGAACAGCCGAGUCCAGACAUUUCCAAAGAGGAAGACAAAGAUGAAAAAGAUGCAAGCAAUGGUGAAGAUGGAGAUAAAGAUGGUGAAGAUGGAGAUAAAGGAGGUGAAGAAGCUGUUAACCAUGACAAGGAAGCUGAUAAAGGAGGUGAAGAAGCUGUUAACCAUGACAAGGAAGCUGAUAAAGGAGGUGAAGAAGCUGUUAACCAUGACAACAAGGAAGCUGAUAAGAGUGAUAAAGAUGAGAGCAAUGAGGAAGCCAACCCCAGUGACAACAAGAAAGCCUGUGAAGAUGGCAGUGAGGACAACAGUGACCAAAACAAAGACAAUGAGGAAGCCUCUAACGAUGGCAGUGAGGAAGCUGAGAAAGAUGACCAAAAGGACAACGAUAAGGAAGAUGAAGGCGACGAAGGAGCUGAUAACGAGGACAGCAAGGAAACCUGUAAAGAUGGCAGUGAGGACAAAAGUAACUAA
This is a messenger RNA of Psammomys obesus (fat sand rat), 1029 nucleotides long. Its product is annotated as prostatic spermine-binding protein-like. The record is from RefSeq and is a predicted model, not a curated record. The coding region runs from base 1 to 1029 and encodes 342 amino acids. Lineage: Eukaryota; Metazoa; Chordata; Mammalia; Rodentia; Muridae. The transcript is spliced from 4 exons.